AUGCUCUUCCAAUGGUACGUCCAUGGCCGCCACCACCCUUCAUUUCACUGGACGUUUUUUUCCUAUAUUUCUCUCCUCGCUCUCCCUUUCUCUCUUUUCCUCCUCUGUCUCCUCUCCGCCACCGUUUUCCGUCGCCGUCGCCGAAAUGACGCCGUUUCUUUACCCCCAACUCAACAAAAUGAAGAAGGAGAAACAGCUUCUUCCUCCUCUUCCAUGAUCUCGUCGUCGGAAGAUGAUGGUAAUCACGGCGCCGCCGCCGGCGAUUCCGGGUCGAAUCAGAAGAGGGAGUUUGUCAUUUGUGCCGUGUGUGCUUCAACACUAGUUGUAUCCGGGUCGAAUCGGACAUGGGCACCGGCGGCGGCCAUUGAAGAGGGGCGAUUGAAGCUGGAACAGGGUGAUUUUAUGGUCUGUGCUUCGAGUUUGGUCGCUUCCUCUGGCGGGAAUGGUAAAACAGGGGAGGUAACCGCAAUUGGUGACGAUGGUGGGGGAUUGAGACGGAAGGGUAAAGAGUUCGUCGUUUGUACAUCUAGCUUGGUUGAUCAGAGUGUUAGGGAUGAAACAGGGGAGGAUAAAGCCGCCAUUGGCGAGGGUAAGUCAAGGAAGAAGGUAGAAUUCAUCACCAAUGACCAGGAAUCGAUUCCAAAUGAAGAAACCGCGGUGGACGAAUUCUUCAGUUGCGUUUCGGGCAUGGUUCCGAUUGUUACUGGUGGGUCUGAAUCAGGGCCCACCAUUGAUCUUGUUCGAUUGAGCAUAGGGGAAGUGGAAGAAGAAGAAGAAGAAUUGGGGUCGUGUGCGAAGCUGUUAAGGGCUAUUGAUGAUGAAGAUGAUGACGAUGAACUACAAGAAGAAAAAGAGAAGUAG
Molecule: messenger RNA, 861 nt
Organism: Linum tenue
Lineage: Eukaryota; Viridiplantae; Streptophyta; Magnoliopsida; Malpighiales; Linaceae
Source: the annotation of a GenBank genome assembly